Acanthoscelides obtectus is the source of this 1767-nucleotide messenger RNA. NCBI's taxonomy places the organism in Eukaryota, Metazoa, Arthropoda, Insecta, Coleoptera, Chrysomelidae. The record is from the annotation of a GenBank genome assembly.
CAACUGUCAUCAUUAUCACUUAUCGGCCCUGCGUCUGAUUGACAAAUGUUAAAUUUGGGAAAUUUAGGUUAUCUUGUGACAGUUAAAAUGUUUUGUCAACAUAAGCAAAUGUAAUGAAAAGUAAAAAUUAUUGAAUGAGCAAGUCCACAUAAACCUCGCAAAAAUGGUCAGCGAAAAAGUAACAAUGCUUAGAUAUAGGGGGUCGAAAUUCAGUACUGUAAAAAAGCUCGACAUAUUUCCAAAAGUUGAGGAGCCUUUCAAAGAAACUUCUUCAGUUGGGGGUACAUUUUCCAUAAUCAGUUUUUUACUCAUAAUUUGGCUGGUGUUCUCAGAAGUGAACUACUAUUUGAACAGUAGAUUCAUUUUUAAAUUCACACCUGAUGUAGCAUUAGAUGAAAAGCUGAAAAUUAACGUGGAUAUUACUGUAGGAAUGCCCUGUUACUUUUUAGGAGCAGACAUUUUGGAUUCAACAAACCAAAACACAUUGAAUUUCGGCAAUUUAGAUGAAGAGGACACUUGGUUUGAGCUAGCACCGAAUCAACAGACACACUUUGAUAGUAAACGCCACUUUAACUCAUACCUUAGAGAAGAAUAUCAUGCCGUGAAAGAUCUCCUCUGGAGAAGUAGAUUUUCAACUCAAUUUGGAGAGUUGCCACCCAGAAAUGACAAGCCUAAUAGACCACAUGAUGCAUGCAGAUUAUAUGGAACAUUUGUUUUGAAUAAAGUAGCUGGUAACUUUCAUAUAACUGCUGGCAAAAGUCUUCAGUUGCCCAGGGGACAUAUACAUAUAAAUGCAUUUAUGUCCGAGAGAGAUUACAACUUUUCUCAUAGGAUAAAUAAAUUCAGCUUUGGAGACUCUCACCAUGGAAUUGUACAUCCCCUAGAAGGAGAUGAGGUCAUCAGCAGUUUUGGAAGAACCCUGUACAACUAUUUCAUUGAAGUAGUUCCAACAGACAUAAACACCUUCAUGUCAUCCACAAGUACCUACCAGUACAGUGUGAAAGCUCUAGCUAGACCAAUUGACCAUGAUAAAGGCAGCCACGGAAUACCCGGAUUGUUUUUUAAAUACGAUAUGUCAGCUUUGAGAGUAACUGUCAAACAAGAACGAGAUCAUCUGGGAGUAUUCUUGGCUAGACUGUGUUCUAUAGUUGGGGGAGUCUUUGUGUGUUCAGGUAUCCUGAACAGUUUAGUUCAAAUAAUAUCAAAUUUUGUGAUGUGCAACUGGGGAAACAAACUUCUUGAUAAGGGCAAUGUUCAUACAGAACAUAAAGAGCCGUUUGUAACUCUUACAACCCAACCAUUGCCUGAUUUACUGAGUGGUAAAGUGACUGAUAUUUAGAGUGCACUCUCAAUUUCGAACUCAAUUUCAUCGAUGUUAUAUAUAACUAUGUUGAAAUAUUUUGGUACAUACUUGAUAGAAAUUAGUGCAUCACAAACUGUUUUUAAUUAUUGAAUUACCCACGGAGUUGAGCAUGGCGCUCUUGUUGAUACAUGUUGCUGUUCUUUUUUAUUUUAACAAUGAUGUCUAGCAAGUCUGAAAUAAAGGUUUUUAAUAUACAGUAGCAGUUGCUGGUUUUAAGUGUUCUAAACAGAAAGUGAGAAAAACAUUAUAUUAAAAACUUUAAUAACAGUAUUGUUAACGUACACAAUGAGAUUUCUUUUCUUAUGGCUGAUGACAUAACUUCUAGUGGAAUGAUGUUGUCCUGUACGUUUACUUGUACUGUCGUUACCAUAUCUUCAUUGAGAUCUGAAAGAAAAAUGUAAAAU